Molecule: messenger RNA, 2373 nt
Organism: Stylonychia lemnae
Lineage: Eukaryota; Ciliophora; Spirotrichea; Sporadotrichida; Oxytrichidae
Source: the annotation of a GenBank genome assembly
AUGAAACCUUAACCACAGAUUAAAUUCAACGCCAUGAGUGUUUAUAAUAAUAAAAAGAGUAGAUUCCUUUUCACACUAUUAAAUUCAUCUCAAAAGGACUGUAUUGUAUGCCAAAAUGGAAGUUUACAGAGUCUUUAGCAUCCAGUUAUUACAGCUACGCUCUCUAAGAAAUAUAUGACAAGCCGAGAAUACUAUGAUGCCAAAAUAGUAAAUGACAUCAUUUACAAUGAGCCAACUAGACUUGUAAGUAUCUUCAAAGAUUAUCUGAUAUACGAUGAUGUGAGUGAAUUUCUCAAAAGGUCCUAUACAUUCGCUGAAGCAAAGGUUAGACUUCCCAAAAUUUAUGAAUUUUAUGAAAAGUAUUCUAAGGUCUUCCCCAAUUAUGUGAUCUUACCAGAAAAUAAAUACAUGUUUAAGAAUAUUGAGAGAAAGCAGAGACUUAUUGAUGAUAAGCAGAAGAUAAUCAUGGAUAAGUAAUAGAAAUCUAAAGAAAAAAAGAAGAGCAAUAUCAAUAAUUAGCUAGUGAAAAAAAAUGACUCAUUCAAGAAAAAUCAACUAUUCAACACUAAAUUCAUAGAAAGCGUACUAAAUAAUCAUAAUCCCUCUGUUAUGGAUGUCCUAGAUCCAAAUGAUCUGCAGAACUCAAGAUCACUCAUUAAUGAAUACAAAAAUCUAACUAAAAAUUAGGCCUUUUAAAAUAAGCCUCUACAUGUCAAAAAUAUUGGAGAAGUAUAGUUAGAUAGAUUGGUCCAGUAAUUCAUAAGCAAGGAUUCAGAAAUUUAAAAUACAAUGCUCAAUGAAUCUUUCAUAACAGUGAAUUUCUCACAUUUUUAAAAGGAGAUAGAAUUGAAUAACUAGAAUUAGGCUAACCUGUAAGAUAUUAACCUAGAUUAGAUUCUAGCCUAAACAUCUUAAGAUUAGGAGAAAAAGUAACAAUAAUAAACUAAGACUAACCAGUAAUUAGUUUAAUAGAAACAUAUCAUUAAUAAUCAGAAUCAUCAAUUGACUUUAUAAGCUAAACUUAAUUAAAAGUACAGAAUGAUGAAUGCAAAAACGACAUAAGAACUAAUUAACAAAAUUUAAAAAAGCAAGGAGCAAGUUUAGACUAAAUCACCUCAUAGUAUAAACAAGAAGAUAGACUCUGAUAAUCCUCUAAUAGUCAAAACAUAGGAGAUAAUUUAGACUUAUGGAUAGCAGAAAACAUUUGAAAGAGCCCCUUCAAAGCAAGAUAUAUUAACAUAGGGUCUCAUGACUAACCGAAUAAUUGAUAAAUAGCCAUUUGAUUAUAUUGGAAUAGUCACAAACAUGAACUAAUAACAGAAAAAUAAGAAUGUAGAGAAUGUGCCAGUCUAUUCGAAUAUAGUCGGCUAAUAGUAAAAACCUGCAAAUAAUCUAAUUGGAAGUGACAAUAGACUUUUCUCUCCAGUCUAUGCUUCGUAAAACACGGCUAAAACUAAUGAAGUAACAACACCCAGAUCUUUUCUCAAGUAGAAGAUCUCUUUAAUUCAAGAUCAAAAGUUGAUUUAAUCUUAAGCACCAUAAUCACAUAGGGUACACCAAUCAGAAGGCUUGACUUCUAACAUCUAGCUAAUUGGCAGCAGUUCUCACAGAGGGUUGCCCCAAAAUAAUUUAGGUUUGAAUACCUUAGGAGAAAACAUUUUUAAUUUAAAACAAGCCUAGUCAACUCGAGAAAUGAAUAAAAAUACAAAAUAAGCUCACUAAAAUGCUGUUAAGACCACUAAUAAGCGAUCAAGUUCUACAAAUUAGCAUUAUCCCUAGCAAAUUUAAUCAUCAUAAUCGUAAUAACAGCUUAUUCUUCCUUAUGCCUAAUAGUAGUAGGCUACAUUCUUAAAGCAAAACAUUUUAAAUAGAGAAAAAAGCCAGUCAAAUGUAAAUGAACUCAUAGACUAGCAACGUUUGCUUAACUAGCAAUUAUAUUAUGCUAGCAAUUUCAAAAGCUCUGCAAAUGAAAACAUAUACUCUAAUACCAAUGCUAAUACCCUAACAUAGCCCUUAAUUUUCCAAUAAAGUGGCAAUUUUACUAGUAGAGUUGCAGCUUAAGGAGGAAAUCAGAAGAUUCAGCAGUUUAACUAUUAAUAAUUUUACCCAGAGUAUAACCCUGAUAAUAAUGCAGGCAAAAAGAAAUAUGAGGGUAAAAGCUCAGAUAGAUAGCAGUAGUAUUACUCUGGUAGAAAUGAGAACCUUGGCUCACUCUCUAAUAACCUAAACUAAUUACUAAGUCCUUCAUAAAAAUCACUAACUUAGUCUAAGCAACUAUUAGCAUAACAGCAGCAGGCAGCAUAGCAAAUAAACUCUGCUAGAGGUAUACCGAUACAUAUAUAGAAAAAUAUAAUCAUCAAGAAAUAAAAGUGA